Saccostrea cuccullata (small rock oyster) is the source of this 486-nucleotide messenger RNA. Its product is annotated as mannose-binding protein A-like. The coding region runs from base 97 to 396 and encodes 99 amino acids. The record is from RefSeq and is a predicted model, not a curated record. The transcript has 3 exons. Lineage: Eukaryota; Metazoa; Mollusca; Bivalvia; Ostreida; Ostreidae.
CCUUUCAACAGCCAUUGUUACUAUCUCGAGGAAAGAGAAGCAACUUGGGAUGAGGCAGUGGCUCAAUGUGAACAAAGAAGCUCGUACUUGAUAGAAAUGAAUUCCGACUUAGAAAGUAUUUGGAUCACAGAGUCAUUUCUUUUGCCUGUAACUGGUGUUGAAGCAAUAUGUCCUCACUUCUUCAGCUGUUCAGUUUGGGUUGGUGCAAGAAGUGAAUUGCCUCCGGACGAAUUUCUAUGGAAACAAAGCGAAACGGGAGUUGUGUUUCCUCAAUGGGCGCCAAACCAACCUAACAGCGGUGGUAGUGUCCCUGCAUGCGUCGUUCUUCAGAGGGACGGGACCGGAAAUGACAUGUAUUGUACGAAGACAUUCCAGUUCAUCUGUGAGAAAGAGUAAUACUGUACAAGAGCAGGAAAACCUCGAACAUUCAUGUAACACAGACAUUUGUGUAUAUAUAACAAACGCGACAAAUAUUGUGUUUCCCUU